This is a messenger RNA of Atta colombica, 414 nucleotides long. RefSeq lists its product as uncharacterized. The transcript is spliced from 2 exons. NCBI's taxonomy places the organism in Eukaryota, Metazoa, Arthropoda, Insecta, Hymenoptera, Formicidae. The record is from RefSeq and is a predicted model, not a curated record. Bases 1 to 414 code for a protein of 137 amino acids.
AUGAAAAACCAAAUAUCCAGUAUCUCCGAUCAAUUUGUAAAUCUUUUAUGGCAAGUCGCUUGUUGGAUCUGGGAGACCAUCGAACUCAUCCUGAUCAUCAUAUUUGAUUGCUUAGCGAGGCUAGUUGAACUAGUACUCGUGAUGAUGAAAUUAAUAUUUCAGGUGAUCUGCUUUAUUCGAGAUUUGUGCAUCGACGCGAUGCAGACCUUUGCCAAUGUUUUUCGAGGAAUCGUUAAUGUCAUUAGCAACAUCGGCUGCGAUGACGUCGAGGACUUUGCUUCUGCCUGCAUUGUCAUUGCCUUGUGUACCGGGGCCGUUAAGAUGUUCAUGAAUCUUCUUAAGAGGGUACAUACCAAGUAUCUCGCGAUAAUUAUUAUUGUCAACAAUGGCGAAUCAACGAUUCGCACCCGAUAA